CGGAAGAAUCUCGUUAUCGUGCUAAGUAAUCUUUCUUCCUUCUGAAGUUUUGCACAUUGCAAUAAUGCAGCGAUGGCAGGAAGGUUGGGAUGUUCCUUCGUUUGGUUGCUGCUGAGCCUUUUGGGCUCUCCUCAGUCUCGCUCGUGGUUUCAUCAGACAGUCUGUAGUUCAGAGCUGAUCGAGUGUUAUCGACGUUGCCGUUUGAUCCUCGCCAGCUGUCUUUCGGGCUGAGCGACGGCGAUUUGGCAUCGGUUCAGAGCGGACGAGACAGAGUGUUGAUGCGCUUGCCUGUUGGGAUUCUCAAGUCUCUUCAACCUUUUGCUUAGCAAAGGAGCAAGGGAGAGACUGUAUUCCCACAGUCCGACACACACUCUUUGCCUUUAUAUUUUAAGCGAUUAUUGACGAUGAAAGUCACAACAAGGACAAGCAUAUCUCUUCAGAGAACGAUGGCAGGCUUGGCAACAGGUGGAGUGGUGAUGAGGGUGAUUGUAAUUUGAAAACACUUUCCAAUUGGAGGAAAGGACGCGAGUCUAGAAAGAGCAAUGGAAGUCUUGACAGAAAGGAGGAGCAUGUCUGUUCAGAGAAUUGAGGCAGGCUUCGUAAUUGUUGGAGCUACGAUGAGGGUGAUCCUAAUUUGAAGAUGCCUCCCAAGAUGAAGAAAGGACACAAGUCAACAGCGAGUGUUGCAAGUCUUGACAGAAAGGACAAGCAUGCCUCUCCAGAGAUCAAAGGCAAGCUUGGUAGUAGUAGGACCAAUGAUGGGGAUCAUUCUAAAUUGAAAAUGCCUUGCUCGGUAAAGACAACACAGGAGUCUGGUAAGAAAAAAGAAAAUCUUGACAAAAAGGACAAGCAUGUCUCUUCAGAGAACAAAGGCAGGCUUGGUAACAGUAGGAGUAGUGGUGAGGGUGAUUGUAAUGUGAAAACACUUUCCAAGAAAAACAAGUCUGGAAAGAGCAACGGAAGUCUUGACAGAAAGGGCGACCAUGUCUCUUCAAAGAAUGAAGGCAGGCUUAGUAAUCGUGGGAGCUACGGUGAGGGCGAUCCUAAUUUGAAGAUGCCUUCCAAGAAUAAGAAAGCACACAAGUCAACAGCGAGUAUUCUAAGUCUUGACAGAAAGGACAAGCGUGUCUCUCCAGAGAUCAAAGGCAAGCUCAGUAGUGGUAGGACCAAUGGUAAUGGUCAUUCUAAAGUGAAAAUGCCUUGCUUGAUGCAGAAAACACAGGUGUCUGGAAAGAGAAAAGAAAAUCUUGACAAAAAGGACGACCAUGUCUCUGCAGAGAACAAAGGCAGGCUUGGUAACGGUGAGAGUGGUGGUAAGGUUGAUUGUAACGUGAAAACACUUUCCAAGACAAACAAAAGAUGUGAAUCUGGAAAGAGCAACGGAAGUAUUGACAGAAAGGAGAAGCAUGUCUCUUUAAAGAAUGAAGGCAGGCAUGGUAAUCUUAGGAGCGAUGUUGAAGGUGAUCCUCAUUUGAAGGCGCUUUCCAAGAGGAAGAAACAGCGCAAGUCCAGAAAGAAAAAUCAAAGUCUUGAGAACAAGGACGAGCAUGGUUCUUUAGAGAAUGAUGACAGGAUUUGUAAUAGUAGCAACUGUGAUGAGGGUGAUCCUAAUUUGAAGAUGUGUUCCAAGAUGAAGAAAACAGACAAGUCAACAGAGAGGGUUGGAAGUCUUGACAAAAAAGACAAGCAUGUCUCUUCAAAGAUCAAAGGCAAGCUCGGUAGUAGUAGGAUCAAUGGGAAGGGUCAUUCUAAAAUGAAAAUUCCUCUCUUGAUAAAGAAAACGCAGGAGUCUGGAAAGAGAAAAGAAAAUCAUGACAAAAAGGACGAGCAUGUCUCUCCAGAGACUGAAGGCAUGCUUGGUAACCGUAGGAGUGGAGGUAAGGGUGAUUGUGAUUUAAAAACACUUUCCAAGUGGAAGAAAAGAUGUGAGUCUGGAAAGAGCAACGGAAGUCUUGACAGAAAGGAGGAGCAUGUCUCUUCAAAGAAUGAAGGCAGGCUCGGUAAUAGCAUGGACCAUGAUGAUGAGAGGAUGAACCUAAAGAAAACUGUUGUUGGUGGCAUUCCUGGGCGUUGGAUUGGUAAAGUCUUUGUAUCAAAUACAGAAAUCACUAGAAGAAGCAAUGGCACCAUUGUCCUUGAGGGCUUUUAUGAAGGUCGAUCUGUUGCAGUGAAGCGCCUUGUCCUGGCUCGCCAUGCUGUUGCUUUACAAGAAAUAGAGUCUCUGACAGCCUCUGACCAAGACCCAAACAUUGUUCGGUUGUAUGGAGCAGAGUGUGAUCAGGAUUUUGUGUAUCUUGCUUUGGAGCGUUGUGCUUGCAGCUUGGAUGACUUAAUACGAGCACAUUCAAAUUCUUCAGAGAAAUCUGUCUUCCCUCGUGACCCAGCAUCAAAUGCCAUGCAAUUGGAUUUGGUUGAGGGGACGAUGCUGGAUGUUAACUUGUGGAGGGAAGAUGGCCAUCCCUCACCUUUGCUAAUCAAACUGAUGAGGGAUGUGGUCUCAGGACUGGUCCAUUUGCAUCGCUCGGGAAUAAUUCAUCGAGACUUAAAGCCUCAAAAUGUUUUGAUCACUAAGGAAUUAUGUGCCAAGUUAUCUGAUAUGGGCAUUAGUAGACUCCUCCCUGGGGAUGCAUCUUCCUCAGAAUAUCUUGUUUCUGAUUGUGGCAGAUCGGGAUUGCAAGCAUCUGAACAACUUUGUCCUGCGCAGCGUAUGUGCUCAGUCGAUGCAUUUGGUCUUGGUCGUGUCUUGUUUUUUUGCGUCACUGGCGGAAGACAUCCAUUUAAAGACAGUCUAAAGGGCAAAAGUAAUAUUGAGAAGAACACAAUGGAUUUGUCCCCAGUGGAAUUUAUGCCAGAAGCUGCAGAUUUGUUUGCUCGUUUACUGAACCCCAAUCCUAACCUGAGGCCAAAGGCAUUGGAGGUGCUUCACCAUCCACUGUUUUGGGAUUCAAAGAAGAGACUGUCCUUUCACCGAGAAAUCAGCGACUGGGUACAACCGAAAGCUAGGGGGGGAACUGACCCUGAUCUUCUGGAAAAAUUGGAAAGCAUUGCUCAGCGUGUUUUCGACGAGGAAUGGAAUGGAAAGAUAGAUUGUGAAUUCAUUAAGCACAUGGGUAAGUUCAAGGCCUAUGAGUUUAAAAAGGUCACAGACUUGUUGCGAAUUGUGCGAAACACGUUUAGCCAUUACAGAGAACUUCCACCAGAAAUUCAGGAGAUCGUCGGAACAUCUCCUGAGGAUUUGGAUAGCUAUUUCACGAGACGAUUCCCCAAACUCUUGAUCGAAACAUACAGAUUCGUCUCCAUGUGUGGUGAAGAUGAUCGCUUUCCAGAGUACUUCAACCAGUGACUGCAACGGUUUAUCGGCAGGGCACUUUGCAAUAAUUCAGGUCAAUGACCGCAGUUUGAGGAUGGUUGAUUUCGGCAUCGCAUAUAAAGAUGUCAUUACACACUUGGAAGAAUAUACAGUAUAGACAUGUUUGUAUAUGUUUGUAUGAUGAAAAUAUGGGAUGUAAGAGAUGAUCAUUAGCAUGUACAGUCAGCUACAAUAUAUCAAGUCCUUGUCAUGGGUAGGUUAUGAUAUAAGUCCAAUGCGUUAAAUGCCAUCCUGAGGCAACUGAUUCCUGCCUAAAUAUGCCUAACAGAGAAGGCAGGAUUUUCAGAA
Eucalyptus grandis is the source of this 3658-nucleotide messenger RNA. RefSeq names its product serine/threonine-protein kinase/endoribonuclease IRE1b. The record is from RefSeq and is a predicted model, not a curated record. Bases 641 to 3343 code for a protein of 900 amino acids. Lineage: Eukaryota; Viridiplantae; Streptophyta; Magnoliopsida; Myrtales; Myrtaceae. Gene Ontology annotation, molecular function: ATP binding; protein serine/threonine kinase activity; RNA endonuclease activity. Gene Ontology annotation, biological process: protein phosphorylation; IRE1-mediated unfolded protein response; mRNA processing. The transcript is spliced from 6 exons. Gene Ontology annotation, cellular component: IRE1-TRAF2-ASK1 complex.